Molecule: messenger RNA, 973 nt
Organism: Chanos chanos (milkfish)
Lineage: Eukaryota; Metazoa; Chordata; Actinopteri; Gonorynchiformes; Chanidae
Gene: zcrb1
Product: zinc finger CCHC-type and RNA binding motif 1
Exons: 8
Coding region: 78-737 (219 amino acids)
Biological process (GO): mRNA splicing, via spliceosome
Cellular component (GO): U12-type spliceosomal complex
Molecular function (GO): zinc ion binding; RNA binding
Source: RefSeq, a predicted model, not a curated record
AAAGGUUACAAGCAUGGGCGAGAGAUAGUGUGACUGAAAGCUAAACGAGACAAGCAUACCAUUAUAAGGAAGAAAAGAUGAGUGGCGGCUUAGCACCAAGCAAAAGCACGGUUUACGUGUCCAAUAUACCCUUCUCUCUGACAAACAACGAUUUGCACAAGUUAUGCAGUAAAUAUGGAAAAGUUGUCAAGGUGACUAUUGUCAAAGAUAAGCAAACACGGAUGAGCAAAGGUGUGGCAUUUGUUCUUUUCUUGGAUAAAGAGUCUGCCCAUUGUUGUGCUCGGUCACUGAACAACAAACAGCUGUUUGGUAGGACGGUGAAGGCCAGUAUUGCCAUUGACAAUGGCAGAGCAGCAGAAUUCAUCAGAAGAAGGAACUACACAGAUAAGUCAAGGUGUUAUGAAUGUGGGGAUACUGGUCACUUAAGCUAUUCCUGUCCAAAAAAUCUUCUUGGAGAAAGAGAACCUCCCCCAAAGAAGGAGAAGAAAAAGAAGAAGAAGAAGGUACUGGAGCCAGAGGAGGGGGAGCCAGAUGAAAGUGAGGAUGAAGGAGAGGAUCCUGCACUUGAUAGCCUCAGUCAGGCAAUUGCCUUCCAGCAAGCUCGUAUUGAGGAGGAGGAGAGGCGGCGGACACAGGUGCCUGAGGACUCUGCCCGGGCCUCUACGUCAGAGGACUCACACAAACCAAGGAUCAAAAAGAGUACCUACUUCAGUGAUGAGGAAGAGCUGAGUGACUGAUGUCUUUGAAAGCACAGCAGCUCAUAAAUAUGCAGCAAUAGAAGUUUCAGAAGGUCAGCUUUACAGCUGUGUCAAACCUGAAGAGGACAAUGUUUGACUCAAAAUGAUUUUAGCCCUCCCCUCAGCUGUAAUAUGUAAUCCUUGCUCUACUUGUGUAAAUUAAGCACUAGGUAGAUUAAUUAAAUCCCUAAAAUUAUUCCUUGUUAAGAGGGAUUUCUGACAGGGGAGUGUGUGUG